AUGCCCACUCUUGCAUUGACCAACUUCAACAUCGUGGUCAGCGUGCUCGGGGGCUGGAUCUCGCUUUUCGGCCUGGUUUCCUAUCUCCUCAAAGAGAAUUUCUAUCUCUCUGAAGCCCUCAUCUCUCUGUUGGCCGGUGUUGCCUUGUCGCCCCGAGCUGCAAACCUUAUUCGACCGCUUGAAUAUGCAUUGGGGUCCGAGACCAAUCUCAACGCAGUCACGCUCGCCUUUUCCCGCCUCGUCCUUGGCGUGCAGCUUGUGCUUGCCGGUGUUCAGCUCCCCAGCCGCUACUUGCGCAAGGAAUGGCGGCCCUUGUCGCUGCUCGUCGGCCCUGUGAUGACGGCGAUGUGGAUGAUCACAAGCCUGCUCGUCUGGGGGCUGGUGCCAAACAUCCCCUUCCUCCAUGCACUGGCUAUUGGCGCUUGUGUGACGCCGACUGAUCCCAUCCUGUCCAACGUCAUCGUCAAGGGCCGCUUUGCCGAUCACAACGUGCCCAAGGAGCUGCAGAAGAUCAUCAUUGCCGAGUCGGGCGCCAACGACGGCCUCGGCUACCCAUUCCUCUUCUUCGCUCUCUGGCUCAUCAAGUACACCGGGGAUGGCGGUGUCAGCGAGUCCGGUGGCGCGGCAACCGCCAUGGGUCUCUGGUUCGGCGAAACGUGGGGCUACACCAUCUUGCUGUCCGUCCUGUACGGCGCCAUCGUGGGCUGGGUGGCCAAGUGCCUCCUUUACCACGCAGAAACGCACAAGUGGGUAGACAGAGAGAGCUUUCUCGUCUUUGCCAUCUCCCUUGCCCUGUUCAUCACCGGUACUUGCGGCAUGAUCGGCAGCGAUGAUGUCCUGGCUUGUUUCAUCGCCGGAAAUGUCUUUACAUGGGAUGACUGGUUCCGUCUUGAGACACUCGAUGAGGAAAGCUCCAUUUCAACUAACCAAAUGACCUGGUGCAGCUCGCUUCAACCGACCAUUGACAUGCUGCUCAAUGUGUCCAUCUUUAUGUGGUACGGUGCAGUCUGUCCCUGGGAGAAGUUCCUGGACAACGACGUCGUGCCUAUCUUGCGCUUGGUCCCCUUGGGCAUCCUUAUUCUGCUGCUGCGGCGGCCGCCAGUCAUACUCGGAGCUCAUCGCUGGAUCCCGCAGACCGAAGAGAUCCGCCAGGCCUUGUUCAUGGGAUUUUUCGGUCCCGUGGGUGUGUCCGGUAUCUUUUAUCUGUACAUCACGCUGGAGUUCAUCGAGGGGCUUAGCCACAGCGGGGGCACACGCAAAGACGUGGCGCACCUUGGCGAAGCGACGACUGUCAUUGUCUGGUUUGUUGCCAUUUGCAGUGUGGUUGUUCAUGGUCUCAGUGUGCCUCUUGGCAAGCUGGGCUUCUGGUUCCCUCGCACACUCUCCCGCACCUUGACCAUGGAGAACGAUCAGGAGAGCGGCCGGGCUCGGCUGCGCAAGCGUGUGGGCAAUGCCUUCCCGAUCCUGUCGCCUAUCCGGUCUCAAUCGAGAAACAACUCCCCGCGUGACUCGAUGCUCAACGUGGGCUUGCAGGGCAGUCGUAUUGGCGGAUCGGUCAUACGCAGCAGCACAGCACCCUCGGCGGCCAACGAAAUUCAGCCUCACCGCCCGGAGACGCCUCCGCUUCCGAGUCGCACAAUCAGGUUUCCUGACGAUAUAGAGUGA
Messenger RNA from Microdochium trichocladiopsis, 1665 nucleotides. RefSeq names its product Sodium/hydrogen exchanger family-domain-containing protein. The record is from RefSeq and is a predicted model, not a curated record. The transcript is spliced from 4 exons. Gene Ontology annotation, cellular component: plasma membrane. The coding region runs from base 1 to 1665 and encodes 554 amino acids. Lineage: Eukaryota; Fungi; Ascomycota; Sordariomycetes; Xylariales; Microdochiaceae. Gene Ontology annotation, molecular function: sodium:proton antiporter activity. Gene Ontology annotation, biological process: proton export across plasma membrane; sodium ion export across plasma membrane; regulation of membrane potential.